Molecule: messenger RNA, 1767 nt
Organism: Arabidopsis lyrata subsp. lyrata
Lineage: Eukaryota; Viridiplantae; Streptophyta; Magnoliopsida; Brassicales; Brassicaceae
Exons: 3
Coding region: 162-1478 (438 amino acids)
Cellular component (GO): intracellular membrane-bounded organelle
Source: RefSeq, a predicted model, not a curated record
CUCUGGUGACUGAAACCGAAAGUAAUCAUGGCGUCGAAGCAAAAACUCUGACUCGUUGAUCCAUAAAGCGAACUCUUUCUCGCUCUUCAUUUCCUCAAUCAAAAGGAGGAUUGUAAAGUUUUUGUUUUUUGUGAAACAAUUCGAUCUAAAACCCUAAAAAGAUGGUGAAGCCCUCUGAUUUCAAAGCAGUGCACAAACUUAUUCAAUUGCAUUACAGUCGAGUCAACCUGGUCUCAAAGACGGGCCGGUCAAAACUCUCCGCUUUUUCUUCUCCGACUCUUCCUUCAAAUGGGGUUUCUCAGCUUCAGGCUAAGUCCGGUUUCCACAGCUUUUCGUCGAGACCCACUGCGAAAAACUUUGGCUUGUCCCAGAUUCUUCCCUCUAAUGGGGUUUCUCAGCUUCAACCUAAGACCAGUUUCCACAGCUUUUUGUCAAGACCCACUUCGAAAAAUUUGGGAUUAUCCCAGAUUCUACCCAGUAGUCCUAAGCUCGUACCUAGUUUGCAGAAUUGUGGUGUAGCGUUGGUUAAGCCCCGUGUUAAUGUGAACUUUGCAUCGGCUUUUAGAUUGUUUUCGAGCUCUGGGUUUCGAAAAAUCGAUGGGAAUUUCGCUAGAAAGGUUGUUGACAAGCCAAUCCAAGCUGUUAGUUCGACUUUUGCUAGAUACCGAAUGGCUUUAGGGUUGCACAUUGAUGCAUUUUGGAAGAAGAAUAACCUUUUGGUGUUUGGAGCUGGAGCUGUUUUUGUAUGUAUUUUCUUGUGGAGAAUCAUGUUUGGAAUUGCUAGCACAUUCGUUGGUCUCUCUGAGGGAAUGGCCAAGUACGGCUUCCUUGCUCUCUCAUCUGCCAUUGUUGCAUUUGCUGGUUUAUAUCUUCGCGCAAGGUUCACGAUAAAUCCCGAUAAAGUUUAUAGGAUCACUAUGAGGAAGCUUAAUACAGCAGCUGAUGUUCUUGAAGUUAUGGGUGCUCCUCUGGCAGGAUCAGAUUUGCGUGCUUAUGUGAUGUCAGGUGGUGGCAUAACAUUCAAAAAAUUCAAGCCAACAAUUAGGAACAAGCGUUGCUUCCUCCUAUUCCCGGUUCAAGGUUCUGAGAGAAAGGGCCUUGUUAGUGUCGAAGUCAAGAAGAAGAAAGGCCAGUAUGAUAUGAAACUACUGGCAGUGGAUAUUCCAAUGGCGUCUGGUCCUGAUCAACGCUUAUUCCUUAUUGGUGAUGAAGUAGAGUACAGAGUCGGUGGUGGUUUGAUCUCUGAGUUAAGAGAUCCUGUGGUAAAAGCAAUGGCAGCAACCAAAGAAUUUGAUAAUCUUGACAGAAUUGAAGAGGAAGAAGACGCCGAAAGAGAACUUCAAGAAGCCGAAAGGAAGGAACGUGAAGAAAUUGAACUUCAAGAAGCCGAAAGGAAGGAACGUGAAGAAAUUGAACUUCAAGAAGCGGAAAGAAAACAGCGUGAAGAAAUUGAGAAGAUCGGAAAAGAGAGUUCUUAGUCGGUUCUAUCGUACUUGCACACAAACUAAACAUCUUCAGUGGAUAUAGAACAUCACCGUGAAUCUGUUUAAAAACCCUUACUUUCAAACUUUUGCAGAAUAAAUUUUGGAGUAUGUUACUGGUACUGGUUCGGAUUCUUCAGAGAAGGAUGGCUUUAUCUAAUGAAAACCGGUUUUGGCUUGAGGGAGGAUAAAGUUUUUGUCUUUCCGGUUAGUACCGGUUUAAGCACAAUCUAGUGAAAACCAAUACAGAAUCCAAAGAGUCAAGGCUGUAUGAGACUUUCAUAUC